Vitrella brassicaformis is the source of this 837-nucleotide messenger RNA. The record is from the annotation of a GenBank genome assembly. NCBI's taxonomy places the organism in Eukaryota, Vitrellaceae.
GUUUUUCUUCGGGGUCUCUCCUGCUCAGCUCGAUAAGCUUAUCACGCCUGGGUCGCGUGCAAGGCCAUUGCCUUGUCGCGGCGCUCCCGGUAUCUGUCGAAGAGGAUGUCUGCGGCCUGCUGGACGUCGUCUUUGGUGCGGCCGUUGAGUCGGUGGGAGAAGUGGGUCUUGAUGGCCUGGGCCGUCCACACCUCCAGGAACAAGUCGAGCACGCCGUUCUCCUUCUCCUUCAGAAGCAGACCUGAUCGACCACACCCGACCGAUUCAUCCGUUGAUCGAGUGUGCGUGUGUGUGUGUGCGCGUGAGUGUUGGGCUUACGCGAGCGCGCAGGCAGGUCGUCCGGCAUGGGCAUCGUGUACCCGAGCACACCGUAGAUGGCACCUCCAUGAAGGGAGGCAGCAGCAGCAGCAGCCCCCGGCGCCUCAACUCCCCCUGCACCACCAUCACCAGCCGCAUUGGCCGCACCACACAGCCCUCCUGUCCUCUCACCAGGCUGUGUGUCGCUGUGGUUCAUCUCGUCCAGCUGCCGGUGGAGCGACGAGAGGCAGCCUGACAUACACACAUACAACAGAGAGUGCAUGUGUUUGUGAAGGAUGGGUGGCUUGCCUGUGGUGUGGUGGUGGGUCAGGCAGUUGGUCAGGCAGGUGGCGGAUCAGAGAGCUGGUUGGAGGGAUGCGAUGCGCAGCACCUGUCGGCCAGCCUGACAAGACAAAGGGAUACAUACAAUGAAUGCAUCAAACGAUGACACAGCAUCUCCAUGCAGGUGUUGAGGUCACCAGGAUGGUCGUGGUCUACAAGACCGCAACGGCGCGAUGGAGAUGCAGGGCCAGAUCUGGC